Hydatigera taeniaeformis is the source of this 1902-nucleotide messenger RNA. The record is from the annotation of a GenBank genome assembly. Lineage: Eukaryota; Metazoa; Platyhelminthes; Cestoda; Cyclophyllidea; Taeniidae.
AUGGAUCUUAAAAACAUUUCACUUGGAUGGGACAGCUACUGUCAAAAGAUGCUACUGAUACGUAGUAUCUUCUUAUGUAUGGAUCAACAACUGCCAGCGAUCAAACCAAACUCUCCACAGCUUUGGGAUAUGGCUUUGAAGCUGUUUCGCGACACUAUUAUAAUGCAUGAUUCUGUGCAGUCUAGAAUCCUUGAAAGGUUACUUCAUUUGAUCCGUCAGGAGCGAUGUGGAGCGAGCAUAGAAAAGGGUUUGCUUCGAUCGAUUGUUCGAAUGUACUCAGACCUGGAUCUCUACCAUUCACAUUUCGAAGAACCUUUUGUUCGUGAAAGUGAUACUUUCUACAACGAAGAGGGUCAAUCUCUGAGCCAAAGGCUGAAUAUAUCUGAAUAUCUUAUUCAUAUACAUAGGCGUAUUGAAGAGGAGGAAGAGCGAAUUAAGGUAUUUCUUGCUGGUCUGACGCGAGCUCCGCUCAUGUCUGUUCUAAAUACUGAGCUCAUAUCGAAGCGUCUUCCCGUCCUCCUGUCGUCCUUAUCGAGUCUUAUUCUCGAGCACAGGUUUAAGGAGCUUCGUCUACUCUAUAAUCUGCUCUCAAGAAUCGAUAAUGGUAUCAGCGACUUACGGAAUGAGUUCAAAUCUAUCGUCAUGCGUGUUGGCACUGACAUUGUUGAAAAUAAAGAAGAUGCUAUCGAAAAGGAUAGGGAGAUGAUUCAGCGUCUAUUGGAUUGGAAAGAUACACUGACGGACUCCAUCAAAGAGGGGUUUUCUGAUGUUCCUUCCUUUAGUCGAGCGGUACAAGACGCCUUCGAAGACUUUAUCAAUCGUCGACCAAAUAAGCCGGCUGAAUACCUCGCCAAGUAUCUUGACAAUCAAUUACGGUCUAGCAACAAGGCUCAAUCGGAAUAUGAGUUUGAUCGACUUGUAGAUAAGGUUUUGGUGAUCUUUCGUUGCAUAGACGGAAAGGAUGUGUUUCGAGCUUUCUACUCUAGUCAGUUGGCCAGGCGCUUGCUUCUGGGUAGAAGUGCCUCCGUGGACGCGGAGAAAGCAGUCCUCUCAAGGCUGAAGCAUGAAUGCGGUUUUAAUUACACACGCAAAAUGGAGCUUAUGUUUCAGGAUAUCCAACUCAGUCUCGAACUGAGCAGAAGUUUCCGUGCACAUCAGACGGAACUCUAUGCAAUCGACUUCACUGUUAAUGUCCUUGCCCCCAGCUCUUGGCCCGAGAUGCCUUCACUCAUGGCCAACUAUCCUUCUGAGAUGCUGACCAUUCGAGAGGAUUUUGAAAGUUUUUACAUCGCUCGACAUAACGGGAGAAAACUAACGUAUAUUCCCUCUUUUGGUACCUGUGUCGUUAGAGCUCAGUUUCCCUCUUGCACGAAGGAGUUGCAAGUCUCUGAGAUUCAAGCACUUGUCCUACUCCAAUUCAAUGGGCCGGCGGAUGAGCCAGUGUCCUACACCUCCAUUGCUGAAGCGACGGGAAUAGAGAAAUCUUCUUUGGAUCGUGCUCUUCUUUCAUUCGCUGCAAGCAAAACCCAACGUGUUCUCGUAUCAGUUCCAUUAACCUCGGAAUUGACAGAGAAAAACCAGUUUUACUUCAAUAAGAAGUUUACUCACCAUCUCACACGCAUUAGAUUUAAUCAACUCCAGCUCAAGGAGACGGCCAAAGAGCAAAAGGCUACUGAGAAUCGCAUUUUCGCAGAUCGGGUUAAUCAUAUUGACUGCUGUAUCGUGCGAAUAAUGAAGGCUCGUAAAACUCUUGAUCACAAUAACCUCAUUUCUGAGACUUUUCAACUUCUGAAAUUUCCUGUCACGCAAACAGAUGUGAAGAAGAGAAUCGAGUUUCUUAUCGGUAAAGACUACUUGAGAAGAGAUUCCGCUAACAGCGCCAUUUACCACUAUGUGGCCUAG